UGCCCUUUUAAUACAAUAAAAUCGCUGACUAAGCUUGAUCAAAAACAAACCAGAAGUAACCAGCAAAGCGAUUUUCAAGACCUGUGCUGUAGGAGAUUCAUUUAUUAGUUAGAAACAUGUAUAAACACGCUUUGUACAACUCCUAAAUGUGUUGACUUGUAAACUUACGCUAGUUAAUCUAUGUGGUCACCAAAAAAACGUUUGUUUUAGGGAAUUUGGACAAACCAUAAUCACCCAGUAAUUAUGUUGUGUUAAAAUUGAUAUUAUCAUAUGAUGUUAACAUUUUAUUUUUAAACAUGUUGUCUGUGACAUCAUAAUCAUGAAUGCCAAACAGUUUGGAACUAAUUUAUUCAUGCAGUUUGUAGAUAUGCAUUGGUUCGGGUUAAAAGAAUGGUGGGAUUUCUAUCGGUUCUGGGACAAACCAGAACUGAAUUUAAAACGUCAUCUAAGAAUAAAUUCAACCCACCCUUUUCAUGAAACAGACGACGAAUAUGUCUUUGAAACAAGAAAUGGGAUGUUAUACAUUGGAUUUCUAUUGUUUAUCUCAAGCGGAUUUGGUGGUGCCGUAUAUUGGUAUCAAAUGAAAACAUUUUCAAAUGAGCUUUUUGACACCGCAUUUAUAUUCAUGUUUCUCUGGUCUCUGAGAUUGAUAUCAUAUAACUGGCAAAAGCGACGCAUCGUGCUGGAGAAGGAUGGGGAAAAUUAUUUCUUUUAUGUUGGUGGAAAACUUGUUUAUAAAGGAAAUAUUCACAACAUAUAUUUUCGAUUGCGUAGCCAAUGUUCCAGUAAUGGAUCAACGUAUUACAGGUUAGUGCUGAAUGGAUAUCAUGUAGAAGAAUAUGAAAUUACAUCAAUGACGACAAACAAACCAGUGUUGGAACAACUAGCGAAACGACUCGCAUUCCGUUUGAACAUAAAUUAUUUUGAUUCUGAUGAUGUGUCUAUCAGUCAUAUCGUGAGGCACGUCAAUCCACAAACAUUCUAUUUAAAGCCUGCAGCCAAACGGGCAACUGGUCGAGCCGGCAAGCGCAUGAGCGUGACAAGAGCAACACUAGAGGCGUUCUAUUAAAACAUCGGUUCUUGUUUUAACUGGCAUUGUCAAGACAUUAUUUACUAUUGUUGAAAAUAAUGAAAAUUGUUUUUUUUUUUUUUGCGUGUCGGCGCAAUGACACCUGCUAGUCUGCUACUAUACGGUUGGUCUGUUCUAAAUACAUGCCCGCUUACGAGUUACCACAUACAUAUGUAACUUUAUGGGUUUUUGAAAUCGUUUCGUUUUUUUUGUGUAAAUGGCUGACGAUUUAGACAACCUUUAAGAAUAAUCUGAAACAGAGCAGUUUUCGUUAUGUGUUUUG
Messenger RNA from Ciona intestinalis (vase tunicate), 1352 nucleotides. Lineage: Eukaryota; Metazoa; Chordata; Ascidiacea; Phlebobranchia; Cionidae. The record is from RefSeq and is a predicted model, not a curated record.